This is a messenger RNA of Sycon ciliatum, 1797 nucleotides long. Its product is annotated as renin receptor-like. Gene Ontology annotation, molecular function: signaling receptor activity. Gene Ontology annotation, cellular component: membrane; external side of plasma membrane. The transcript is spliced from 18 exons. Bases 109 to 1563 code for a protein of 484 amino acids. NCBI's taxonomy places the organism in Eukaryota, Metazoa, Porifera, Calcarea, Leucosolenida, Sycettidae. The record is from RefSeq and is a predicted model, not a curated record.
UGACCUGAGUAAAAGCCAAACGGCUGAUAAAGAAAGAAGCUUCACAUUUCGAAAUAUCUCCCAAGGAAGACGUUUGUGUCGCUUGGCUUCGCCAGUUGGAAAUCAAAAAUGGGUCUUUCAACGAAGCUUGGUCUUCUUUUAUGCCUCGCCACGAUAAGUUCGUGCUGGGCUGAGCGCAGCUUGUUCCUUAGCAAGUCAGAGAAUACAGUCAGUACCGACUCGAAGUUCUCCGUGCUGCAUGCCCCUGGUUACGUCAACUUUGUCGGAUCAUCGCUGCCGCUGCCCGCCAAGGAAGUCGGUGCUGUGUCGGCAUUCGCUCUGGGUUUGGCACCGAGCAAGACUCUGACAUGGGAUGGCUUGUCACCUGGCAGCCUCUUCCACCGCCCAAAGUCGAACAUCAUGUUUGUUGUUGAUGGCGUGAAGCCAGGCGAGUCAAUUGCAGUUGAAGCUCAGCAGACAAGCAAAGUGGAAGUGGAUCACACCGCACCAGCCAGUCUCUCUGUGCACGCAGUGGCCGGUGGCAAGAGUCUUGGAGCUCACGUUUCCGACCUGUUCCACGGCUCUCCACUCGUCCUGUCCAUGUCAGCUGAUGAACAUCUUGCCAGUGCUGCCGGCGCCGGAGGAAAGAACAGUGUUUCAAUGUUCUAUGACCAAGCUACACAGAAGGUUGUAGCACAGCCAGCAAACAGCCUAAUGGCCAUGACGACUAACCAGGUUCAAGAUAACCUUGCAACGCUGCAACUCCCCGCAGGUUACAAGUUUGAUCGUAACACCAUGGCCAUUGUCUCGCAUGGAGCUCCCAUCUUGAGCAUGAACAACAAGGAAAGUGCAUCAUUUCUGGCUGAACUGGCAUCGCUGAAGCAGAUUGUCAAAGUGCUCUCUACUGACUCAAGUCUUGUUGCAGACAACAUUCCCGAUGUACUGACUCUCACCAUUUCAUCGCUGAAGAAUCUUCACGUGGAGUUCGGCAGCAACUCACCGCAAGUGAAAGCAGCAAUGGCCAUUCUCUCUAGUGUGAUCCCCCAGUGCGCCACUGAGCUAUCCAAACUCUACCAGGACGAUGCCGUCGUGGAGUUGGUGGAGCUGGCUUUUGACAGUGAGCAGUUCCUGACGCAUGCGGGUGAUGUGUCAGCUCUGUAUAAGCAACUCAAGGAUCAUCUGAAAGCCCAGACCAUGACGGCGUUCCAGGGUGACCUGCCGCACAUUCAUCUGUCUGCUCAGGCAUCGCACGAAGUGGCUUGCCAGCGUGCACAGGAAGCUCUUUCAGGGUCACCAGUCAAGGUUGUGUGCGGAACAUCGGAGGCGGCAGCAUCAUCAGUUGUGUCUGGGCGACGUCUCUUGUCCGUCAAUGUGCUGUACAACAUCACUUCGGAUGAUGCUGACAAAUACAAUCUGGCCUUUGUCCGCUCUGAGAACUGGACAGCGGCCUUCACCAUGUUCCUGUUGGUCUUCCUCAUAUUUGCUCUGUCCACGCUUGCCAUUGCCUACGUCUUGUGGACAAUGGAUCCGGGUUCGGACACUGUCAUUUAUCGCAUGACCAACCAGCGCAUCAAGAUGGACUAAUCUACUGUGCUUCUUCGCCUUGCUUCGCUGACUUCGUAUGAAAAUCUUAUGUCGCCUUUGCUGCUGCAUUGUGCUUUAGCAUUCUAGAUUCUUUUAUGCUAAUCAAACAAAUUUCAAAUUUCUGGUGCACACUAUUUGUUGCAGAAUUAGCACUUGUUUAUCUAUUUUAUAACUAGGUGAAAAGUGACAUUUUCCCAACCAUCGCUUUUUCACGCAGUCAUCCUUUACUGGUUA